This is a messenger RNA of Chinchilla lanigera (long-tailed chinchilla), 3341 nucleotides long. RefSeq names its product B-cell scaffold protein with ankyrin repeats 1 (gene Bank1). Bases 278 to 2602 code for a protein of 774 amino acids. The record is from RefSeq and is a predicted model, not a curated record. Gene Ontology annotation, molecular function: protein tyrosine kinase binding; signaling receptor binding. Gene Ontology annotation, biological process: B cell activation; negative regulation of B cell activation; negative regulation of phosphatidylinositol 3-kinase/protein kinase B signal transduction. NCBI's taxonomy places the organism in Eukaryota, Metazoa, Chordata, Mammalia, Rodentia, Chinchillidae. The transcript is spliced from 18 exons.
UCACGGACGUGCUGCAGCCACCAAGACUAAAACAUGGCCCCAUAGGGGCUUAGCAAACCACUGCAGGGGACAGCCCUGGAGACCACAGGCGACAGGAUAGAGUCGGGGGCAAAGAAGAGGAAAACGAGGCGGCAGCUGCAGGCGCUCGGCAGAAAAGGCAGUUUCGCUUCCUGCGGGCUAGGGCUCCGUGGCACUUCCGGACCAAGGUCCCCGCGGUCCCCGAGGUCCCCAGGUCCUGAAGUCCCCAGUCAGCUGUCCCACCUCUUUCACCGCCGUGAUGCUGCCCACCGCGCUUGAGCCCGCGUCCCCAGGAAACACAAAGGCCAUCCUUGUGAUGUACGAAGAUGAUGCCAAGGACUGGGCUGUGUACCUGAGGACGCUGUUUUCACAGACUGUGGCGAGAGAAGGGAUCCUGCUAUACUGCUUGGAGGGCUUCUCCCUGCGGCACUUGCAGUUGUUAAGCUUAACCUCUUACAAAUGUAAGCUUUUGAUACUAUCCAGCAGUGUGCUUCAAGACCUCACGCCACAGAAGUCUGAGUUUCUGGAGAAGGUGCUGGACUCUCCAGCCAGCGUGAUCACCCUGCUGUGUGGGCUUAGGAGCGUGGCCCCACUGUAUGAGUCACUAAACAUCUCUGCAGGCAGAUGGGAGCUGUCGACCCAGCAGGAGCCCAGGGAAUAUAUCUCCGUGAUUCAGCGCGUCCUGUCUGGAGAUUCUGAAGACUACCUUGAAGUCAGCGUUCCAGCAGACCAAGGAGUGAACAAUCCUGGGGAAAUGAGAGAGAGAGACGAAACUGAAACCUCACCAGGAACCUCCGGAAGUGCUGCUCCCCUGGCCAUGGUGCUUCCUGCUGAAGUUCCUUGUGAGAAUCCUGGUGAGAUAUUCAUUUUCCUGAAAGAUGAAGUAGUUGGUGAAACUGUGGAGGCUGAGUUUAUAUCACAUGCUAAGUGCAUUCGAACACGGCUGGCCCUUUGGGGUAAGAACGUCUGGUGUAUGAAAGCCCUAGAUUUUCCUGCUGGGUCAGUCAUCGUCCGUGUCUACUGUGAUGGAAUUCUGACUGCCACUACAGAGAUGAAAUACUGCUCACCGACCACAGUGGCAGAAGGUCCAGCUAAAGCAGCAGACCCAGGAAGAGAUUUCUGUUGGAAUGAUAUUGAAGAACUUGAUGGCAUGCUUACAUCCAUAUUCAAACAAGAGAUACCAUAUUAUAACUUCCAAUAUCUUCAAAGUGAAAUUUGCCCUCAAAAUGAAUAUAACCAUAUCGACGAACUCCCAACUCUUCUCCACUGUGCUGCAAAGUUUGGCUUAAAGAAUCUGGCUCUUCACCUGCUUCAGUGUUCAGGAGCGAGCCGGGCAUCAAAGAUGAAAAAUAUAAGUGGAGCAGACCCAGCUCACAUUGCUAACAAGUACGGACAUGAAGACCUCAAGAAAAUCUUUGAAGACUUUUCAAUCCAAGAAGUUAGUAGAAAUAAUGAGCAAUUAAAUAACUAUGAAGAGGAUAGAAUCUCACUUUCUGCAUACUCUCCCAUCUCAGAGAGUCCAGCCUUGCACCUGCACCGGGGAAGCAGGAGGAUGCCCAGUCAAAGUGAGGACAUCACAGAGGCCACCAUGGGGGCAGAGGAGGGACAGGAUCCUGGGCCAGGUGAAGAGGAACCACUCAGCCCUACAGAGGGGGCUGGCAAGAGCUUGGAGGACCCCUAUGACGACCUGUACAUGUUCAUCCCCGGGAGUGAGCCGGAGCCUGAUGAAGAGUCACCCACCUGCUGCAGACCUCCGCUGCCCCCACCGCGCCCCGCCUGUGCUGUACUCCAGCCCGAGCAACCUCGCUCCCCCUCACAGGGGAGACCCGGGAAAGGCCAAGGGGAAAGAAAUCCCAGCUGGAGUGACUGUAGGACAAGACAGGAUGCAAGAGAGGAACUCAAAGGAGGAGAAGAUAAAAAAGCAGAUGAAAAGGAGCAGGAGCAGGAGGAAGAGGACCCGUACACAUUUGCCGAGAUUGAGGACAGUGACUACGACAUGAUACUGACCAAGAUGAGUGUAAAGAGAAAACCUGGCAGCCGGUCUUUCAUUAUAAACAGACCUCCUGCCCCCACGCCAAGACCCACCAACAUCCUUCCCAAAGAGGAAACCGUGCCUUACAUUGCUCAAGUUUUCCAACAGAAGACAGCCAGAAGACAGUCUGACAGUGACAAGUUCCAUGGUCUUCCUAAGAAACCAGACAAAGCUCGGAUGGAGAGCCCAGCUAUAUCCAUUCCAAGGUGCUGCCUGGGGGCUGGGCAGGAAGAACUCAUCCUCCUCCAAGAGAAAGUCAAAAAUGGGAAGCUGUCUGUGGAUGAAGCCCUGGAGAAAUUCAAGCACUGGCAGAUGGGAAAGAGCAGCCUGGAAAUGAUCCAGCAGGAAAAGCUACGCCAACUACGAGACAGCAUUAUUGGGAAGAGGCCAGAAGAAGAAAAUUUCUGUGAUAAACUCACCAUUGUACACCACCCGACCGGUACCACUUCCCGCAAUGAAAACAUGUUAUGUAACAGCCCCUUCAGCAAUAAGUUUCCUGCUCCACUCCAAGUUGAAAAGGAAUUUGGCUUCUGUUGCAGGAAAGAUCAUUAAAGAAGGUUAUUAUAAUGAAACGUGAGACUGCAAACAUUGUACUAUCUGGGAAAAGCGAACUCACACGUGGAUUUUCUUCUACCUCCACGGCAAAUCUACACUGUGAAUUCUUGAAAUCAGAAGCAAGCCUUGGGGUUUGGGGACCUGUAAUCACCACAACGCAUUGGCAGUGUGCCUGCCUCAAAUGGGUCUAUCCAUGUUGAAAUAGCAUAUCAUGGACCAAUAGCAUUCCAUGACAAUGCUUGUAUUUUACAAUGACUUUGCCACUGACACAGCAAGUUCUCACUUUGAAAAUUAAAGAAAAAUAAGGGCAAAGAAGUUAAAUGCUGCAUGACAAUGUGAUAGAGCCUGCAAAGGCACCAACCUGAACAGAUUGAUCCUUUUUUUGAGAGUAACCAUAGCAGUGCAACUCCCUUCACCUAUAUUCCCCUUUUAGGGACAGGUCUGCUGUUUGUACUUCUUACACCCAGAGGUCAUAUUGUUUUUGUUAUACCUUGUUUCCAGAAACCUUCCUGUAUUUAGUUCCUCUCCUCAUGUAACCCUGAAAAAAAUUAUUUUUACAUUUUUUUCUGUACUUCAAACUAAUAUGCAUUUCCAUAGCCUGUAUUUUUCGAGAAAAAGCUCUAAAAUUUCAUCUUAUUUCUUAGAAACAAUUUGCUAACUUAAAGUAGAAUGCAGUUUUAUCAUAUUAUUAGUACCAUGCACAAAUACUGCAAAUAAAUUGAGUGUUGAAAUCUGA